CGGUGCCUCCGAAGACAGAGGCGAAGGCCAAGGCGCUGAAGGCCAAGAAGGCUGUCCUGAAGGGGGUGCACAGCCACAAGAAGAAGAAGAUCCGCACCUCACCCACGUUCCGCAGGCCUAAGACCCUGCGGCUGCGGCGGCAGCCCAAGUACCCCCGGAAGAGUGCUCCCCGGAGGAACAAGCUGGACCAUUAUGCCAUUAUCAAGUUCCCUCUGACCACAGAGUCAGCAAUGAAGAAGAUUGAGGAUAACAACACUCUGGUUUUCAUCGUUGAUGUCAAGGCAAACAAGCACCAGAUCAAACAGGCUGUCAAGAAGCUGUAUGAUAUCGAUGUGGCCAAGGUCAACACAUUGAUUAGGCCUGAUGGGGAGAAGAAGGCUUACGUCCGACUAGCUCCAGAUUAUGAUGCACUGGAUGUAGCCAACAAGAUUGGAAUCAUCUAAACUGCAUCUGCUGAGGACUGUACAGACAGGAUAAUAAACCCUGUGACACCA
Molecule: messenger RNA, 494 nt
Organism: Acanthisitta chloris (rifleman)
Lineage: Eukaryota; Metazoa; Chordata; Aves; Passeriformes; Acanthisittidae
Gene: RPL23A
Product: ribosomal protein L23a
Exons: 4
Biological process (GO): ribosomal large subunit assembly; translation
Cellular component (GO): ribosome; cytosolic large ribosomal subunit
Molecular function (GO): structural constituent of ribosome; rRNA binding
Source: RefSeq, a predicted model, not a curated record